Oryzias latipes (Japanese medaka) is the source of this 2919-nucleotide messenger RNA. Its product is annotated as endoplasmic reticulum protein SC65-like. The record is from RefSeq and is a predicted model, not a curated record. Gene Ontology annotation, biological process: collagen fibril organization; peptidyl-lysine hydroxylation. NCBI's taxonomy places the organism in Eukaryota, Metazoa, Chordata, Actinopteri, Beloniformes, Adrianichthyidae. Gene Ontology annotation, molecular function: collagen binding; protein binding. Gene Ontology annotation, cellular component: endoplasmic reticulum.
AUAUGGGUAAUAAUUGCCCAAAUUUGAACUAAAAGCACAACUCUUCCUUAUAUAUGUUUAAAUGACAGAUUGGAGACAAAGAUUCAUAUUUUUUGUUAAUUUGUCCUUAAUUCUUCUUAACUUAAAGUUAAAAUUUUCCUAUAUAAACUUCAAAUCUUUUUGGUUGUUGAUAAUUUAUCUGUAAUUUAUUAAGUUUUCAAGAUUAUAGAGAUUUCUCAGUUUAGUUUGUGGACAACUUUUACUUUGAAAGGACAUCAGAUUAUGUUGCCUCCAGCGCGGCUUCGCGCACAGGCACGCGCCUCUCUGGACCGGACUUUUUCCUCCCGAAACUUUAUUUAAAAAACUAAAUACAAUACGAUGGGUAAGAGAAAAGAAAACAUUAUAUACUAUGCGGCCUGCAUAUCAGCAGUCAGCUUUGCAGUUCAGAGGUUUGGGUUAUCUUGAAUAUAGAGUUUAUGACUUAAAAAAAACCAGCAGUUCGUUUUAAAUCCAAUUCAACUUUAUUUAUAAAAAAGCGCGUCACAAACAUUGCGCAGCUCGAAGCGCUUUAUUAUAAGAUCAAAUGUUCUUGUAGCCUUUAUAUUUUGCACGUGCUCAAUUGUUGUGUAAUGUGAUUUAAAGUUCAGAUGGAAAUCUGUGCAAAAACGCGAGAUGGUCACAGUGUGCAUCUCUGUAGAUGUCUAUGUAUGAAAAUGUGCAAUUUAUAAACAGAAGGACAAGAGGUAAAUGUAUAAAAAUAAAGAGUAAAAGAGCAGUAACAAGUAAAACGUUGAAUUUCCAACAAAGGUACAGCGUCUGUGUACUGAUGUUAGAGGGCAUUCUGUAAAGUGACUGAGGAAAAGUUUUUUCCCCACAAGCAGUCUGGCAGUCAUUUUCUUGAUGUCUGCCCUCAGUGCAAAAGAAAAGAAAAAAAGUCCUCAUUGGUUCUUUGGUGAAUUGACUUGGCUCCAGUUACUUUGUUCUUUUCUCAGUGACAUUAUUUAUUAAAUGUAGAAAGUCAAUAACUGAAAACCUGAUCUGUAAACAAAUAAAUAAACUCAUAGUUGAACUGUGAGGUACGCACAAGUCCUCUUUUUUUGAUAGGUUUCCUUUACGUUGGGAAACCUGAGCCGUCAGCCUUUCAAAGAACUCCCACAGAUUCCUGAUUGCUUCAGCAGACCAACCCAAACACAAAGAGCGACAGUACUGGAGCUGAGCCGGACUUUAGCAUGAAACCCAACGCAUACUUCAUGUUACUGCUCUGUGUCACCUUUAUUUCUUCAUUGGCACAAUAUGAAAACUACAGCUUCAGACGUUUCCCUGGAGAGGAGCUCAUGCCCCUCUCCACUGCUUAUGGGAGGGCACUGGACGCCAGCGCUGCAAGGAACUGGACAGAAUCCAUCCACUACUUGGAGUUAAGUUUGCGUUUGCACAGACUUUUAAAAGACAGCGCCAGACGCUGCACGCAGCUCUGCAGCAGAAGCACAGAGGACCAGCCGUCCUUCAGUGCAGGCUCUGAUCUCAGAGCCCACUGGGCCGUCGUGGUUAAAGCUUCCUGUCAGAGGAGGUGCAGGGCGCACUUUCCUGCACUGCAGCUCCCUUCUCCCAGCAGAGAGAUCCUGGAGGACUUCAGGAGAAGAUCUCCCUACAGAUAUCUGCACCUCGCCCACGUAGAAAUGAAAAACCUCCAGAGGGCUGUCCCCUGUGCCUACACCUUCCUCCAGAGGAACCCUGAAGACCAAGAGAUGCUCCAGCGGAUGGAAGAAUACAAGAACGAGUACGACCUGAACGGCUUUCUUAUCGACUACGAAGAGCAAUCCUUUGAGGUCUCCUUUGUUCAAGGGGUGAAGCUGGUCGCCUCAGGGGAAUUCAGCAGCGGCGUUGAUCACCUGGAGGAAGCUCUGAAGCUCUACCUGGAGGAGUUCAACCUCUGUCAGUCCGACUGUGAGGGCACCUGUCAGCCUUCAACAGCGGCUGACUUCUACACCCUCACAGCAGAAGUGUAUUUGGAGACACUAAAAUGCAAGCUGAGGUGUGAGGAAAACCUGAUGCCCAACGUGGGCGGCUACUUCGUCGAGAACUUUGUGGCCACUCUUUACCAUUACCUCCAAUACGCCUACUACAAAUUGAAUGACGGACGCAGAGCUGUGCCCUGUGCGUACAGCUAUUUCCUGUUUAAGCCAGAGGACGACGUCAUGAAGCACAACCUGCUUUACUAUAAGGCCUACAGCCAGCAGUGGGGCCUGCAGCCGCAGCACUUCACUCCAAGGACGGAGGCUUUCAAACUCUACAACCAGACGGCCGCUCAAACGCAGAUGCUGAGGUUUGCAGAGAAGUACAUGGAGUUGGACUAUGAGGAUUUGUUUGGGUCAGAAGAAGCUGCUCCUUUGGCUUCUGAAUCUCCAGAUGUGGAGUUUGAAGGGUUGGGAGACUAUGAGGAGUCCAUCGUCUCGAGCUGGAGGCAGCCAAAGGGAAAAGGAGAUGUGGGAGAGUCAGACAUCUGAGAUUUAUGGGCUGUAGAGACUCUGGGAGCUCAACAUAUCCAGGGCUGUAUCUGGCUUUAAAAUACUUCAGCUGUUAGUGAUGCUGGUAGUAAGUUGGAUUAAGGUUUGUGACUCUGCAUUUGAGCUGAGAAAAAAUAAAGAGCAGAACUCGACAAACUCAAGACAAUAAAUCAAUAUGAAAAGCUCUGAUAGGUGUGAGGAUAAUACAAUUACAAGAUUAUUUCUGUCAGAUGGGGGGGGACGCUGUAAAUCCUCCCUCAGUUAAUUUCUUCACAUCAAGCUGCUUACCUAUUGCAGAUUCAGUCUUCUCAGCCUGAUGCAGGUCAACAAUUAGAUUUCUGGUGUCCUUAGACAGCUCUUUGGUCUUGGCCAUAGUGGAGUUUGGAGUACAGGUGCCAUUAGUACAGGUAACGAGUGGAGGACAGAGGAUCCUAUU